Molecule: messenger RNA, 1926 nt
Organism: Acanthosepion pharaonis
Lineage: Eukaryota; Metazoa; Mollusca; Cephalopoda; Sepiida; Sepiidae
Source: the annotation of a GenBank genome assembly
AUGGAGGAGGUAGACCAAAUCAUAAUCCACUCACUCCGUACUCUUCACUGUGAAAUUGAUGAUGAUGUUAAAAGCUUGAAGCAAUUUUCUGCUGAUUUGAUUGUCCUUGCUGCUGCCAAGUGUCUGAAAGCAAUCAAUAAUGAUUUGGAUGUUCCAAAUAAAUUACCUGCAGGCAUGUCUGCAAGAUAUCGGAUUGGAACAGCUCUUGCACAUCACAUCAAGGAAGUUGGUUACUCUGGAGAAAUUGGAUAUCAAACAUUUCUCUAUUCCAAUGAAAAUGAUAUCCGAAAGAUUUUUAUGUUCCUCAUUGAGAAAGUGCCUAAAGAAUCUACUGAAACUAGAGAUGAGCCUCUUAGUGCAUCGGUCGUGCUGCAACGUGCCAUUGCGGUCAAGUUGGCUUCCCAGCUGAAGUCACCUUGGAUACCUCCAUAUAUACGACGAGCAAGUGCAAUAUGGAAAGGAAGUUCCCCGGAAUUAUAUCAUCAAGGUGUGUCUGAUGCUGUUGGCUUUCAUGCUUAUCCUUUGCAAUGGCCUGUUGGCACAACCAAUUUAUCCAAGAAAAUUCAUAAAGAACUUCGUAAUUAUUACCAGAGUCUGCUGCCAAUGGUGAUCCAACAAACCCGACGGCCUGAAGAUGUGCCUGCCUCUCUGCUUGAAGCUCAUGCUGCUGAUUUAACUGCCCAACAAGAAUGGGAAAAUGAACUUAGCAAAGCAGCACUUACAUCUCGUGUUUCUGAACAGGAAUAUCAUCAUAAGAAACAAGAAAAGAUCCGAAAACGAGUGUUGGAUCACAUUCGUCAAGGAAUAGAGCACAGUAAUAUUCAAGCAGAAACUCAAGGAUCACAGGAUCUAAAACAAAUGCUCAAUUCUAUUUAUGCUGUAGAUGUUCCAAAAGUAAAAGGAUCUCGAUUCAUCCAUAAUGAGAAAUUACAAUUUACAAAAGAGGAAGAGAAAAUUGCUCAAAUAACUGAGGCUACUGUAUCUGGUUCAGCAGAUACAGAGGAGGAACAACGAGUGAAACGUGAGGGUGAAAUACAAGUUUUACAGGAUGAAAUAAAUGAUUAUUUAACCAAAAUAGAUGAGAUUGAUACAGAAAUGAAGAAGUUGGUAGGUUCAAUUCAGCAGAUGCAGGAAGAAACAGAAGUGAAUAAACGUGAGAAUCUGGAGAAAGAGGAGAAAUACAUUGUUAAAAAAAGAACACUUGACUUAUUACCAGAUGCUGAUAACAACAUUGUCAAACUUCAGUCAGUUGUUGACAACAGUGCACAAAGACUUGUAAGUUUAGCAACUCAAUGGGAAGAUCACAGAGCCCCACUCAUUAAAGAAUACCGAGAACUUAAAGAAUUCAACACCCUUCGAGAGUCUGAAGCAGAAAAGAAGUUGGAGGAAAUGAAAACAUUCAGAGAGAAGAUGAAAGAAAUUGCAGCAGAGACGAGAGCAAAAGAAGAACUUCAUAAACAAUUGGUUACCAAGUAUGAGAAUAUGACCAAAGAUGUGAAUCGAUCUGCUUACACUCGGCGUAUCAUGGAAAUUGUAUCAAAUAUCAAGAAGCAGAAUAAUGAGAUUGAGAAAGUUCUCACUGAUACCAAAGCCUUACAGAAAGAAAUUAACUCCCUAACUGGAAAGUUGGACAGAACAUUUACUGUGACUGAUGAACUUGUAUUUAAAGAUGCCAAAAAAGACGAAUCUGUACGUAAAUCCUAUAAACAUUUGGCAGCUCUACAUGAGAAUUGUGAAGCAUUAAUUACCACCAUUCAUGAUACUGGUGUGAUUAUGAGAGAAAUUAGAGUUUUAGAAGAUCAGAUUGAGAAUGAAAUGAAAAAAACUGCUUGUGUAUUGCAAAAGACCAAAUCUGCUGAGGACUUUGACUAUUUUAUGAACAAUGGAAAAUAUUUCAAGAGGAUCAUGUAUCAUCAUCAUCAUUAA